This is a messenger RNA of Porites lobata, 2875 nucleotides long. Lineage: Eukaryota; Metazoa; Cnidaria; Anthozoa; Scleractinia; Poritidae. The record is from the annotation of a GenBank genome assembly.
AUGACAUCGAGUAUUUUUGGAGAACAGAAUAUCGUUGAAAAUGACAACGUGACGACCUCUGAAUUUAAGGUAGGUUAUUCGUAUCCUGUAAUAUUUUAAAGGCAUGCCUUUUCUGAAAUGUUAUCACUGACUGACUGGUAAAUAGUUCGAGAGAACCCUUCGGUAAUAUUCAUCGGUAAUUACAUCAGAAAUAGAUCCCGUAUGGCGAUUGCUUUUUUUCAGAUCGGGGAAAUAUUUCCACCAAGCUCCAAAAGUAAAUUAGGCAAAAAUACAUUUUUUGAUUGAUAAGAAACAGAAUGCAAGUCAGGUCUCGCUUGUUAUUUCUUUCAGUCAAGUUAAGGUUGGCGGUGGGAGCGGGGGGGAGGGUGGGGGGUAAGGGAUAGGGAUGGGGGUAGGGGUGAAGCCGGGUAGAAAUGGGUACAGGCCUGUGAUGCAUGAUUUUCUUCGUUUCCGAGUGGAGAAGGGAGAAAUAAACAACAGGAAAAACUACGAAACAUAAGUCAUGACAAAAAAAUCUGUAAAGCCAAAGCUGUUUAGAUUGAGUUUGCAAAUAGGUGGUUUUCACGUUACGUCAUCGCCGCCAUGCUGGUGGACGGUAAACAAAAGAUCGCUCAUUAGUUCGCUUUGUUUGUCCACCAGCAUUUGUCCAUUUCACCAUUGUUAUUUGUGUCUCCCGAGAUUGCAUGAAAACCACCUAUAGUCUAGACAAUCAAUGCAAUAGUCUAGACAAGUGAGGUUUAUGAACUGAAUGGAUAAAAUGAAUUGACCACAGUUAGGUUAGGGGAGUCACAUACUGAUGAUAUGAGAGCUAGCAAUUUAGUUUCAAUUGUUAUUAUUUCAUAGCCUAAUGUAAAAAUAAUUAAUACUUUUUUUAUUUCCCUCUAUAGGCACCCAAGUGUCUGGAAUUUUUUGACAAAUGGAGAUUUUGUGCAUGUAAGUGUUCCAUGGUAUGACAACAUUAGACUACUUGUAGUAAUCAAGCAAAACCACAUAAGCGAAACAACCUAACACGUGAGCAAAAUGAUUUAAGACAUAAGCGAACAGGACGUAGGUGAAACGACUCGUUGGUGAAAUGACCGUAAACCAAUGAUGAUAAUAAUGAUGGUGAUGAUGAUGAUGAUGAUGAUGAUGAUGAUUAUUAUUAUUAUUAUUAUCAGUUUAUUAUGUAGGUAUUAUUAGUAUUACUGGUAAAAUUAAUUUUUUGAUAAUACUUUUCAUCAGCCUCCAGGAAUCAGUUUCAUCAGUAUUAUAUAUAUGGAAAGUUUCAGGACUGCUCAGUGUUUAGAAAAGCCAUGAUGAGUUGUAUACGUUACAAAACUACAAAGUCCCCAGAAGAUAGGGUAUGUUAAUGGAAUCUGUGUUUCUGUAAAAGUAUUCACUGGAAAUGUAGAUCAAAAUGUAGAUCCCCCCUUUCCCCUUCUAUUUUAAUUUUUAUUUAAAGUAAUAUUUAUUUUAAGUGUGUGAAAUGCAUUAAGGGAGAAACAAGACAAAAUGUUAUAGUACUAAUACAUUACAGCUUAACUGACAGACAGGUCAGGUCAAUAACCAGAGCUUAAUAUAUGGCUACAAUAGUAUGCGCCCUCUGAUCAGCGGCAGAGCAGGCAAGAUUUCCUUGUAAUGACUGGGCAUUAUUAGCUGGGUGUUCAAGGCAUAUACAAUCUUUGAUAGUGGGCGUCCAUGUUAUGGUCAAUUGACCAUAAAUACCUUUAAGGACCUCACUUGGUUAAGAAGUGUUAUUUAAUACCAUCAAAUGUCGCGAUACAACAUCAAAUUGACUCUGAAGUUGACUACCGCACAGGUUGUCGAAAUGUCGGUCACUGUCAACAACAGUCCUAUUCAGGACUCCAUACCCAAACAAUCAUAUUCCACCAACUUAUGAAAUGACUCCUGGCUUAAAACCUUUCACUGUUAGUUCACAGUACAAAUACAGUAAGACAAUUUGGAAGAAAACAACAUUUCUUGAAGUCAUUAUUGCUCAGUAUUCUUCCAUUUUUUUAAAGAGUUGCUUGUAGCAAACCAAACAUUCUCAAGGGAUCAACAAACUGUCAUGAUUUAUUUGUUUUGCAGAAUUUUAUGAUUGAAGUCCUGAGAAUGAAUGAAAUUAAGUUCACGUCAUCGACAGUGUGGGAAAAAAGAGAGAACCCUCGUGAAUACUGGAAUAGCGGUAAAGAAUAAAGGCAUCGGAUCAUGAGUUGGCUUACAAACGCGAAAAGCAUAGGAUCAAAAUUCUUAAGUGGAAAAGAACACAAGUUGUUACGAAAGGUCUUUCAACUGCCGCCUUACGGACAACUCGCCAUUACGCACAAGAGUUAAAACUUCCGUUAUCCAGGAAGUCAAUCAAAGUUCCACAGACUUUUUUUAACAGAAACCCCCAACUGGAGAAUGUGAACGAGACGUUGUCAUGGCAACGCCAGGAAGAUAUAAUUAGUUACUCUUUAGUGGACAUUUAUAAAUUUAAAAAGCUUAUGAUUUGCUCUAAGAAAGGUUCGCGUAUGAAAGAAGGGAUAGCGUUAGUGUGGAAAAUAAACACGUGACUGAGAAAUCAAACACAUUGAAGGUAAAAACUAGAAAACGCUUCGCCGUGAACGAAAAAUAGACUUCCAAUCCACUCUAAAUCACACUGAAACGGGAUCGCGAGCCAGUUUACUCUGGGCUUCAACUGAUGCAACGUAGCGGAAAGUUCUUGUCACGCAAAAGUUAAAUUUAGAAGGAAACUGGCGAAAGAGCCAGCGCCUCCUCCCCUCGUUUUUGGAUUCAAACGAAAAAGAAUUCCAGACCCCACCGCCCCCCUCCUCAAUCCUAGAACAGAACAGGAACUUUAUCAACCUCAGAGUACCUAAUGGCACAUGUGUUAAUCACAUAAUAAAGAUUACAA